This is a messenger RNA of Phytomonas sp. Hart1, 1296 nucleotides long. The record is from the annotation of a GenBank genome assembly. NCBI's taxonomy places the organism in Eukaryota, Euglenozoa, Kinetoplastea, Trypanosomatida, Trypanosomatidae.
AUGUUCUCCUGCAGUCGUGUUGGACAGGUGGUGAGAUUGGUAUCUCUCAGCUUGGUAGAGGCCCCGGCUGUAGGCACGGUAUCGCUCAACCUGCAUCUCUCCCGCACCAACCCGGGUCAGUCCUAUGGCUUUAAGAUCAAAGCCGACACCGCGAACACCAUGGCAAACUCAGACCCUCUCCUUUCGCCAUCACCACCUUCUUCUUCACUUUCGACGUCUGUGCGAUAUCGUUUAAUUGAGAUUCCGCGUUUUUUAACCGCCUCCUCGCGCGCGGUAGGGGCAUUUUUCCCCCCUUCGCAUGGGGGAACAGUCUACCUGAACGCGGUGAACGGCCGAACGGCGACCUACGCUGAUGGGAUGAUACAUGCGCUGAUGGAGGGGAAGAACCAUGUGGUAGAGCUCUGCGUGGAGGGAAUGUCCCUGCCGGAUAAACCGCGCGGACGAAAAUCCACAGAUGAGGGGUCCACGCACAGUGAGGAGGGUGUAGAAGCGAGGUCAGAACGACUACCAAAUGCGAGGCUUGGUAAAACGGACCGGAAGAGGAUACCAAGGGCCAAAAAUGAAUUGAAGUCGCGAAGGUCACGCCAAGCGGCGCCUACUGAAGUUACUGAAAAGGAAGACACGACAACACUUCAUGACAUCGACACCAGAAUCGCUAAGAUUACAGCAGAUAUGGCUAACCCCAGUUCUAAUACAGAUGCAAGCGCGGUUGUGGAUGAUGCACACUUCGUCACCAAACCGCCCAAGCGCGGAAGAGGAAGGCCUUCAAAACGUCAGAGUGUGGGGGAGAAAGAGGAAGCUGAGGCCGAAGGGAACGUACCAUCCGCGAUAAUUUCAAAAGAUACUGUAGAUCCCCACAAGACUUCCCCCGACGAGGGUUUCAUCAACGCCGAGGACGAAGAUAGAAAGGGCAAUCCACUUAUAGACAGCACCGCGGCCAUCAUUCAGCUUACCCAGAGGCUUUCCACACUUACUCUGCCCUCUGAGUCUGCGACUGCGGAGCUGAAUUCCAAGGACAAACAACGUAGUAAGAAAAAAACAAUUGACCAGCCGCUGGAAGAGGACGAGGCAUGGUUUGGCAAUCUAGGCACCAAUCGUGAUGAGAGCAAGAAGCAUGCAAAACACUUGAAGAAGACAAAGAACAGCCGAGCAUCUGCUGCGGCGCUGAAUGACAAAAAUAGAGGGUUAGAUGAUACUGUUAGUGAUGAUUCAGAUAGUCUGAACAGCACCAAGGGCCAUAUUCUUGUAGCCGAUGGAAAAGAUCCUGAUCGUGGAUUGUUUACGAUGGAGUUAUAG